This is a messenger RNA of Arvicanthis niloticus (Nile rat), 459 nucleotides long. The record is from RefSeq and is a predicted model, not a curated record. Lineage: Eukaryota; Metazoa; Chordata; Mammalia; Rodentia; Muridae.
AUGGUGGGCCCAGUGAAGGACCAGGAGGCCUUCCAGAGACUCAGCUUCCUGUACCAGGCUGCACAUUGCAUCCUCUCUGAGAACCCUGAGAACCAGGCACUGGCUAGGUUUUACUGCUACACAGAGAAGACCAUAGCAAAGCGGCUGGUCCUGCAGCAGGACCCCUCUGUGAAGAGGACACUCUGUUGCAGCUGGUCCUCUCUCCUCAUCCCAGGCCUCGCCUGCACACAAUGCCAGAGACGCCGAAAGGGACAGCGCUGGACAGUACACACCUGUCUGACAUGCCAGCAAAGCCAGCGGUUCCUCAGUGACCCCAAGCAUCUGCUCUGGGGUGACUGGCCUGAAGCCCAGCUGGAAAAUCAGGCAGAUUUCAAACCAUCAGAACCCAUGCCAAACACAGCCAGCCUCUCUAAGGAGAACAUGCAGACUCAGACUCAGGCUUUAAACACCAGUGAAUGA